AUGCUUAUUCACAAAGGAAUACGCCCUCAUCGAUGCAAUGAUUGUAAUAAAACAUUCACACAAUUCCAACAUCUGCAAAGACACAUGCUGAUUCACAAAGAAAUAUGCCCACAUCGAUGCAAUGAUUGUAAUAAGACAUUCACACGAUUCGAUCAUCUGAAAAGACACAUGCUUAUUCACAAAGGAAUACGCCCUCAUCGAUGCAAUGUUUGUAAUAAGACAUUCACGGAGUCAGGUGGUCUCAAACGUCACAUGCAAAUUCACAAAGGAAUACGCCCUCAUCCAUGCAAUGUUUGUAAUAAGACAUUUGCACAAUCCGGAAGUCUCAAACGUCACAUGCAAAUUCACGAAGGAAUACGCCCUCAUCGAUGCAAUGUUUGUAAAAAGACAUUCACGGAGUCAGGUGGUCUCAAACGUCACAUGCAAAUUCACAAAGGAAUACGCCCUCAUCAAUGCAAUGUUUGUAAUAAGACAUUUGAACAAUCCGGAAGUUUCAAACGUCACAUGCAAAUUCACAAAGGAAUACGCCCUCAUCAAUGCAAUGUUUGUGAUAAAACAUUCACACAAUCAAGUAGUUUGAAAAACACAUGCUGA
This is a messenger RNA of Ctenocephalides felis (cat flea), 594 nucleotides long. RefSeq names its product zinc finger and SCAN domain-containing protein 22-like. The coding region runs from base 1 to 594 and encodes 197 amino acids. Gene Ontology annotation, biological process: regulation of transcription by RNA polymerase II. Gene Ontology annotation, molecular function: RNA polymerase II cis-regulatory region sequence-specific DNA binding; DNA-binding transcription factor activity. The record is from RefSeq and is a predicted model, not a curated record. The transcript has a single exon. NCBI's taxonomy places the organism in Eukaryota, Metazoa, Arthropoda, Insecta, Siphonaptera, Pulicidae.